Messenger RNA from Talaromyces marneffei, 990 nucleotides. RefSeq lists its product as uncharacterized. The coding region runs from base 1 to 990 and encodes 329 amino acids. The record is from RefSeq and is a predicted model, not a curated record. The transcript is spliced from 3 exons. NCBI's taxonomy places the organism in Eukaryota, Fungi, Ascomycota, Eurotiomycetes, Eurotiales, Trichocomaceae.
AUGGAGCACAAUUACGAGGGCGCAAGAAUCACGCUUGUUCAUGACUGCUAUAUUCGGAGGUGGAAAUGGGUGGAUGCCGAGACUGCGUGUCUUGCCAUAAUCCUCUCCCCAUGGUUUAGUCGCGGGUGGACUGUAUUGGAAUUAGCAAGGUCUACUAGAGUUAAAGUGAUCUUCAAUGGUAAUGUGAUCAAGGAUCUAGAUGAAGAUAUCCUGUCCAGUUCAGGAAGUGAUUCCGCCUGCCAUCGAGUCGCUACAGAUGGAUACAGCAUUACACAUGGCGUCCUCCUUGACUCACUUGGGGAUCGUACAGGCCCUUGUACACCAUGGGGCAAACGUCUGUGUGAUCCAUCCGCACUUCACUAUGCAGUGAAAAGGAAUUACCACAAAGUGGCAUCGGCGUUGACUCUCAGUGGAGAAGAAGAUAUUUUUGUAACGGAUGAGAAUGGCACGACGGUAAUCUCCUUGGCAGUUGCCAAAAUGGCCAAGUUCGUGGUAUACGCGCUUGCUUAUAAGUAUGGUGAAACUAUCUGGAAAUCCAAGCAAGCAGAGCAGGGCCUCCAGCAGGCGGCAUAUAAUUCGGGUAGACCACUAGACAUCUAUACAAUUCAGUUGGGAGGCGUUUGGGAGGAUCUAUUAGGGGCAACGUUCUCUGACUCUUGGGCAGCGGUAAUGCAUCUUGAACAGGCAUCCACAUUAACGGAUAAUCCUCAGAUGCAGGCGCUGCUUGAAGCGAAGCUUUCUCAGGAUCAGUUGACCCCUUUGCACCUACAUCGGAUGACUAUAGGAAUGUUAGAACCGCAUGUGCGGCAAUGGAUCUCUAAAUACAGGUCACCAGAUGGGCAGUAUCUUCUCGAAGACGAGGAUGAGGAUAAGGAUGAGAACGAAGAUGGAGAGGAAGAGGAAGACUCAAGCUCGGAGUCAGACUUGUACAAAUCAAGAUGGAGACGGGGAAGACGGGAAGACUCAGAAGAUGACUUCAAUUCUGAGUAA